Pomacea canaliculata is the source of this 7505-nucleotide messenger RNA. Its product is annotated as multidrug resistance-associated protein 1-like. The record is from RefSeq and is a predicted model, not a curated record. Gene Ontology annotation, molecular function: ABC-type transporter activity; ATP hydrolysis activity; ATP binding. Gene Ontology annotation, biological process: transmembrane transport. The transcript is spliced from 33 exons. Gene Ontology annotation, cellular component: membrane. Bases 1386 to 6092 code for a protein of 1568 amino acids. Lineage: Eukaryota; Metazoa; Mollusca; Gastropoda; Architaenioglossa; Ampullariidae.
AUGGUACUUCUCUCGUACUAAGAUCCAGAGUUUUACUGUUUUUCCAAGCAGCAGUCUGCUGCACCUGGACCAGCGGCUGUGAAGGGGGCCCGGCCUUGGUCAGUGGAUUUUUUACAUCUUUUCUUUUUCUUUGUCUUUUAAGGAAAGGUCUGGUGAAGGAACAUCCAAGCAUUACACAUGCUGAUGUCGAGUCACAAGCAUGUAUAAUAUACAAUUCCCAGGCCGUAGGUAGGCGGGUCUCGGGUGGGAGGCAUAGUCAGCGUAUCAUAUUCUGGCUGGACGUGCUUGGAGUCGCAAGCCGCUGAACACAGAGUAUUUAUCGAGCAUGAAGGUCUAGAAGCACGUUCGUGCAUUGAGAUUGCGGGAAUUAUUUUCCACUAAGGGGGGGGGGGCCUGCAAGCAAAUACAAAUUGACUGUGAAGUUUGUUACUGAUGUGUGGCCACUCUGUGAACCGAGAGGCGCUGCAGCCUCUAAGCAAGAUAUGUAAAUGGUGCUUUUUUCGUAGUUAACGACACAGUGAAACUUUCUCUUCCAGUUUCUCCAUCAUCAAACAAACAACUACAUUAGUCUACACCAGGGUGGGCAAAGAUCUUUGGACCGUCCCUUCAGCCAAAAUUUGAAAUGCAUUUGAUUUCAUUUUUUAUUUAGUCAGCCUUGGUUAAUUUCAUUGAAAUUUAUUUUAUCAAGCACAACAGCGCCAGUCCGACAUCUUUAUGAGCUAUUAAGACGAGUCAGCAGUCAAGUCGCCGAGUGUUUGACACUAUCCACUACCAGUAUGCCCUCAGACUCGUCAACUCUUUCCCUGGUAAGAUAAGAUGGUGAAGCAAAGGCGAACCGCUCAUUGAUUCACGUAUACUAAAGUUGACACUCUUACACAGAUGACGCAAAUAACAACAUGCAACAAACAAACAAAGACGACGCUAGAAAUACACUGAACAACUAACACUGCUCCACAAGCAUAUGACCAACAAAACACUUUAUCAGACAUAGAAAAGGCUUCUGGUUCUGGAAACAGCUCUCAGAACAGACAAUGUACAUGGUGUAAUUAAGUCCAUUUCACAUGCGCCGCUACUAAUGUGCUUUACUUACCGUGCUGCUCGCCAACUGUUGUGCGCAGACACUAUUUCUACAAGUGAUGCAAUGAACCCGUUAUCAGUGGGUGCUUCCUAUCUAUAAUUGCGUCUGAUGGUGACAGGACUGUACAGUUAGCUGCGUGUGUUGAGAAGCAGACGACCGUCCACGAGCUGCGUGCCUUUGGUUUGUACCAAGACUGAGGAACCCGUGAGUCGCCAUCGGGUUUCUUUCUCGCGAAACGACGCAGUGGUGUCACACCUUCCUUGGUUCAAGACAGAAAUAACAGCUCACAAGACAAGAGCUGCUAACAAUGGAAGACUUUUGCAACGGAGAACCAUUCUGGGACGUGAACCUGACGUGGAACGGCGACUGGCCGCAGUUCACCGAGUGUUUCCAGGACACCGCCCUAGUGUGGACUACCUGCGGUUACCUGUGGUUUGUGACACUGUUCUAUGUCUUCUACCUCGGCAGCAGACCCGACAUUCCAGCUCCUGUCACAAAACUCUUCACCGCAAAAUUGUUUGCAUGCGGUGCUCUGUUCAUUCUGAGACUUGUCCAGCUGCUUCGCACCUUCGAAUCUUCAGAGACUGCAUCGACGGCAGAACUAACCUCCUACGCUUUGCAUCUAGCAACACUACUGCUGGCAGCAAGUCUGAUAAUAUUGGAAAGAAAGAAAGGACUAGUGACAUCCCCUGUGCUAUUUGGCUUCUGGAUUAUUUCCGUGCUGGCAAACAUUAUUCCAUUCUACUCAAAAAUAAAACUACAGGAAAAUGUUGACAACAUCUUCAACUUCAUGCUGUUUUACGUUAUAUAUGGAUGUACCCUCGUCGCACUUAUCAUUUUCUGCUUCGCCGAAGACAUUCCUCCAGGAACCUUCAAUACGAAUGGAAACCCAGAGGUGAAAGCUUCGACGCUGUCCAGGAUUACAUUUUGGUGGAUAAAUAGGCUCGUGAUCCAGGGCUACAAGGGUCUGAAAGAAAAGGACCUCAUUCCUCUGAAUCCAAGAGACACAACUGCUGAAAACGUCCCCAUCUUCCAAUCCCACCUGAGGAAAGAGCUCGAGAAGAACAAGGCUGGCCUCAAAGAAACAUUGGAAAACAGCUGGUACACGACCUCGAAGAAGUACACGGGUGUGAAAUACAAGAAGCUGCCCGACGAGAAGUCGCCCCUGCUUGCCGAGCACAACGGGGUGGCGUUUGAAAAGAGCGAUGCGCAUAAAGCAGGCGCUGGUGAUAAGGCUAGCAACAAAGACACUCAACGGAAAGGCAAAGCUUCCAUCCUCACCGUGGUCCUCAAGACCUUUUGGGUGCAAAUACUCUGUUGCCAGUCUGUGAUGGUUCCUUACACGGCAGCAGUUUUACUUAACCCCCUUAUUUUGAGGGAGAUGAUAAAUUUCACAUCAAACCUGGAGGAAGCAACGUGGAAAGGUUACGUCUAUGCAUGUGGCAUGUUUGCGAUGUCGACUCUACAGUCAGUGUGUAUGCAAGUGUGCAUGUUCUACACCACCACUCUCUCCACCCGCAUCAGCGCCUCCCUGACGUCAGCUGUGUACAGAAAGGCGCUGACAAUGAACAGUGAGGCUCGGCGGGAGUCGACAGUCGGUGAGAUCGUGAACCUCAUGUCCGUGGACUCCCGCAACGUGGAGAUGUACGUGACCUACUCCUUCUGGAUGUGGAUGAGUCCUGUACAGAUGGUCAUCGCCGUCUACCUUCUCUACACCGUCGUCGGAGUUUCCAUGUUCGCAGGUCUGGCGUUCAUGGUCCUUCUGUUUACCGUUAACACUUACCUUCUAAACAAGAUGCGCAUCUACCAGAAAGCAGCCAUGACCAUCAGAGACAAGAGAGUCAAGGUCCUCAACGAGGUGCUUAACGGAAUAAAGAUUUUAAAGCUGUACGCCUGGGAGCCAUCAUUCCAGGAGAGAGUAACGGACAUCAGAGACCAGGAGCUAAAACAACUGCUCAAGUCGUCCUUAGUGGAUUCUUUCCUGUCUUUCGCCUGGACCGCCGCCGUCUACUGGAUGACUCUGUUUACUUACAUGACCUUUGUCCUUGUGGAUGACUCACACUACCUGGAUGCCUCCACAAGCUUCGUAGCCUUGUCCUACUUCAACGUCAUCCGACUGGCCCUCAAUGUCAUGCCGGCGAUGAUCAAAGAGGGCAUAAAGUGUAUCGUCUCACUGGGCCGUAUCAACAACUACAUCAACAGCGAAGACUUGGACACCUCAAAUGUGUCACGUGAGACGAGAGAUGAGUACGCAGUGAAAGUUGAAGAUGGCAUUUUUGCGUGGAGCAGGAAAGACGCCCCCACACUGAAACAAAUCAAUGUCAAGGUGAAGAGAGGAGGUCUUGUGGCAGUCGUCGGUCAGGUGGGGGCUGGCAAGUCCUCGCUGAUUUCGGCCAUGUUGGGGGAGAUGGAGACACUGCAAGGUCACGUGAACAUCAGUGGAUCAGUGGCCUACGUCCCGCAGCAGGCCUGGAUCCAGAACGAGACUCUGCGCAGCAACAUUCUCUUUGGCGCCGAUAUGGAUGAGAGGAAAUACCAGAAUGUUUUAGACGCAUGCGCACUGAAACCUGAUCUGGAAAUACUCGCUGCUGGAGAUUUGACUGAAAUAGGAGAAAAGGGCAUCAAUCUGAGCGGUGGCCAGAAACAGCGGGUGUCUGUCGCACGGGCCGUGUACAGUGACGCUGAUGUCGUUCUACUCGACGACCCACUUUCGGCAGUGGACAGUCACGUGGGCAAGCACAUCUUCUCCAAAGUUAUUGGCCAUGGCGGACUUCUCGACGGAAAGACGCGAAUCCUGGUGACGCACGGCCUGCAGUGGCUGCCCAAGGUGGACAGCAUCUUGGUGAUGACGGACGGGCGGAUCUCGGAGAUGGGGACCUACAACGAGCUGCUGUCACACAACGGCGCCUUCGCACAGUUCCUUACCACCUACCUCACGCAGCAGGACGAGUCAGAAGACGACGAGGACGACGAGGAAGCGCAGACUGUCAGGCGGCAGAUUUUGCAAAGACUGGUGAGCGUCCAUUCUGACAGUGAAGCGUCUGGAGAUGAGAAAUCCAAAGAUCAGCUUUUGGAGAGAUUCAGGAGGGAGUCUGAAAGCAGCCAGAAGAAAGACAGGAGGAAGAAGCAUGACUCACUGUCUAGUGCAUUCUCAGCCAGCUACCAACGGCAGACGAGCGAGAAGAAAGCACUGAAAGAGAAAGAAGAGGAGGCUCCAGACAAAAGCAGGCUCGUUACGGAAGAAGAGGUCGAGUCAGGAAGGGUCAACUGGGGUGUUUACAUAGACCUAGCCAGAGCGAUGGGCCUGAAGUAUGCAUCCAUCAUGCUGCUCUUCUUCACCAUCUACAAUGCAGCAUCCCUGGGAAGCAACCUGUGGCUGAGCGAGUGGACGGACGACACGGAGUUGGCCAACGCGUCUUUGCCGGCCGACAGUGACCGUCGCCGACAGCUCAACGACUUCUACCUUGGCCUGUACGCUGGUCUGGGCAUCGCACAGACUGUCUUUGUCAUUGUCUACGCUGUCAUCAUGGCCUUUCGUCGCAUCCACGCCGCCCGAACGCUGCACCGCUCGAUGCUGGUGCGACUGCUCCGAGCGCCCAUGUCGUUCUUCGACACCACACCGGUGGGCAGGAUCCUCAACCGCUUCUCGCAGGAUAUGGACAUGGUGGACGGCGAACUCUGCGUUUUCAUUGAGAUUUGGGUAGACAGUCUAGAGAAGGUUCUAAGCACAGUCAUCGCCAUUAGCUAUACCACGCCCAUCUUCCUGGCCGUAUUCGCCCCUGCCUUCGUCAUCUACUACUUCAUUCUGCGCUUCUACAUUGGCACUUCGUGCCAGCUUCGCCGCCUGCAGUCCAAGCUGCGGUCGCCCAUCUACAAUCAUUUCAGUGAGACUCUGUCCGGCGCCCACGUCAUCCGCGCCUACGGGGCCCAGCAGCGCUUCGCGGCGGAUUCCGAACACAAGGUGGACGCCUGCCAGACCUGCAACUACAAUUCCAACGGUGCAAACAGAUGGUUGGGAGUUCGUCUCGACUUCAUCGGUUCCAUCUUGAUUCUGGCUGCUGCCACUUUUACUGUGAUAUCACGGAACACCUUGUCAGCUGGCAUCGUGGGGCUGUCUUUGUCGUACGCCAUGGAGGUGACAGGUAAGCUGAACUUGUUGGUGAGAAUUUCCACGGAAGUAGAGACCAACAUCGUUGCAGUUGAAAGGAUAGGGCAGUACACCAAAGUUCCCAAUGAGGCGCCGUGGUCUGUCGUCCCUAGGCCCCGACCGGACUGGCCUCAAUAUGGCAACGUGCGUUACAAUAACUACAGCACGCGCUACCGACCCGGCCUCGACCUCGUCCUCCGUGACCUCAACUGUGAAAUCCGGUCAGGCGAGAAGAUAGGAAUCGUGGGACGAACAGGAGCAGGCAAGUCGUCAAUGACUUUGUCCCUCUUCCGCCUUGUGGAAGCAGCCGGCGGACAGAUUCUAGUGGACGACGUUGACAUCGGGACCAUUGGAUUGCACGAGCUUCGCCAGAAAAUCACCAUUUUGCCUCAGGAUCCUGUCUUGUUUGACGGAACCCUUCGGAUGAACCUUGACCCCUUUGACAUGUACACUGAUGAGCAAAUCUGGAAAGUACUAGAGCAGGCUCAUCUCAAGAACUUUGUCCAGGAUCUGUCCGAUGGCUUGGGUCAUCUAUGUGGAGAAGGGGGUGCAAGCCUCAGUGUCGGCCAGAGGCAGCUGCUGUGUUUAGCCCGCACGCUUUUACGAAAGACCAAGAUCUUGGUCCUCGACGAAGCCACCGCAGCAGUGGACAUGGAAACCGAUGAUCUCAUCCAACAGACCAUCCGAAGAGAAUUUGCGGAAUGCACGAUACUGACGAUAGCCCAUAGACUAAACACUGUUAUGGACUAUGACAGGAUUAUGGUGAUGGACGGAGGACGGGUGUGUGAAUUUGACAGCCCCUCCCACCUCCUCGAAGACACUAGCAGUAUGUUCUACUCUAUGGCCAAAGAUGCGGGUUUAGUCUGACUCUCGCAGCAGUCGGGUCGGUUGCCAUGACAACCUUCAGACUUUUGUGCGUCGGUGAAUGCAUGGUGCGUGUGUGAAUGCCUGCAUGCACGCUGUUUUAUUUGAAUGUGUUUCAAUCUGUGUACACAUGUGCACACAUGGGAUCUGAAUGCAUCUUGAAGGAGUUGGUCACAGUGUCACGUGGUAUUCGGCAAACCUGUGAUGCUGUGGUUGUACUAAAUAGUUGUUUAGUAGACCAGAAGACUGUCAGUUUAUUUUCCGAUUUUGAAAGAUAUUCUAUGUGACCAUUUGGCAUAAAGAAAGGAAAGGAACUAAUAUCGCACUUGAAAAAUGCUUUAUAUUGGGUUGAGUGGUUUUUCACAUUUAAUUCCAUCUGCCUUUCAACCGACACUAUUAUUGAGAGCGUCCGGGCUUUACACACUGUCCUUACCGUUUUGCGAUAUUACAGACAACUCUAUAUCUAUUUUCUACCUGUCUUUUCACGUGUGAAUGGGUGAGACAGAAACCCAUGGUUUAGAAGCGAUAUAUAUAUAUAUUGUCUCUCCGGGUUGUAUCAUUUUUCCUUUGUAAGCCAGUUUUUUCACUCACUGGCAAUCCAGACAUGCUUUAUAUGAAAAAUGACUAACCUCCCACCUUUCUCUGCUGACCAUAUCCUAUUUCUCCAUAUCUACAUAAUCAGAAGGGUUUUCCGCUGCCACAGUCGUUGUGACAGAUCAGCUUCAUUGCCAGCAAUCUGUCAUUCCAAAUAUAUUACCCACGAUGAUAAUUUUGUUUAAACAGACAUCUAAAUUAUUAUUGAUUUAACUAAUUAUUAUUAUUUUUGACUUAUUGUAGUGUCUUAAUACCAAGUAAAUCGUGGUAAGUCCGACGUAUAUUAUUAUGAUAGUGUUUGUGUACCAGAUGAAAUGUGUGAACAAAAAGAUUUCACACAAAAAGAAAAUUUUUCAUGAAUGUCGCAACGUCAGACCUGAUUUUUCUGGAGCAGUUUUAUGCUCGAAAUUUUUUCAAUUCAUUGUCAUAAGUCGUGUUACAAGUGUCAUCGUUUGAAGCCACAAAUACUUUAUAUACAUAGUUCAGUUUUUCUUGAACUGUACUUCUGUUUUUCUUGACAUCUAUCUUCUGACAUAACAUCACAUACUGGUUUCCUGCUGACAUAUGUCAUGUGUUUAUGUAAGAAUGCUUUUGAUAUACCAAACAUUUGGUGAAGGCGAUGUAUCAAAAUGUUUGUGUUAAAAACUUUUUUAGUGUCAAAUUUUAACACUUUUACACAUUCGUUAAGUUAUUGCUGAAAGCAUUCUUUUAAAGCUUUCUUCUCAGGAAUACAAUUGUAUAUCAUGGUAUUGUAGAAUACUAUAACACACUUGUGCCUGUUCUUGAAUUUUAUCAAAUAAAUAAAUGGAAAGAAACCUCAAA